GAAAUGGCGAAAUAGGGCUCUUGAAAUACCUAUUUUGCGUUCGAUAAAUUAACUAUUCUAAAAGAUAUGCAAUGUUAAUAACUAUCUUUUACCUUACAAACUGUAUUCCAUUAAGAGAUAUUAUUGGACUUUAGUGACAUUAACCAAUUAUAUAUCAAUAUUUAUUUCAGUGUUAAGAUUUCUCUAUGAAUAGUUUCGAAAAUAUAUAUUUAUCCACAGGAAAUGAAUAUGAAUAACUGCGGCGGAAUUGUAGGGGGAGGAGCUGGUACAUAUGAUGCAAAAAUUGCUGGAUUAUACGACUUAUUGGAUACUCUAGGUUCGGGACACUUUGCCGUCGUAAAAUUAGCCCGUCACGUAUUUACGGGCGAAAAAGUUGCUGUAAAAGUGAUCGAUAAAAGUAAAUUGGACGAUGUUUCUAAAUCACAUUUAUUUCAAGAGGUCCGCUGUAUGAAGUUAGUCCAGCAUCCAAAUGUUGUAAGGCUCUAUGAAGUAAUUGACACUCAAACGAAGCUGUAUUUGAUAUUAGAGUUGGGUGAUGGUGGUGAUUUAUAUGACUACAUUAUGAGACAUGAAUCUGGUCUUUCAGAAUCUCUAGCUCGGGAUUACUUUCGACAGAUAGUCAGAGCCAUCUCAUAUUGCCACAGGUUACAUGUUGUGCAUCGGGAUUUAAAGCCUGAAAAUGUAGUCUUUUUUGAAAAAUUAGGUGUAGUAAAAUUGACUGAUUUUGGUUUUAGUAAUAAGUUUUGUCCUGGACAAAAAUUAGAAACAUCUUGUGGAUCUCUGGCAUAUUCUGCCCCAGAAAUAUUAUUAGGUGAUUCAUAUGAUGCUCCAGCUGUAGAUGUUUGGUCUCUUGGUGUUAUACUUUAUAUGUUAGUGUGUGGUCGAGCACCAUUUCAAGAAGUCAACGACAGUGAAACAUUAACUAUGAUAAUGGACUGUAAAUAUACUAUCCCACCACAUAUUUCAAAUUCUUGUAAAAGAUUGAUCGGAAGAAUGUUAGUAAGAGAGCCUGAAAAGCGUGCUACUUUAUCAGAAAUUGCUACUGAUCCCUGGGUAACAGCUGGGGAAGGGGUGACUGUUGAAGACUUUGACACACCUCUAGUGACUAAACAAGAUCUGACUGAUGAAGAUCGACAGACCAUCAUUCAAAUCAUGGUUGAUGGUGACAUAGCUUCUAAAGAAAGAAUUUUGGAGGAACUAGAAAAAAGUGAAUACAACCAUAUUACAGCAACAUAUUAUUUAUUGGCUGAAAGACAACUCAGAUCCAAGAGACAAGAGGGUCGUGCUCAGUUGCGACGGCCGGAAGCACUGGGUGUGUCCCGUGGGCGCGGGCUGUUGGCGCCGCCGCAGUUGCCCGAAGCGCCACGCACUCCGCAGGACAUACCGCCGCGCUCGCGCAAGUGCAGUAUAGUGCGCGAGGAGGAGGACGACGAGGAGGGGUCGGCGUCGGGCGCGGCGCGCGCGCAGGACUCGCGCCGCGGCUCGCGCUCCGAGGGCCGCCUGCACCUCGCCCGCCCCGCCCGCCCCGCCCAGCUGGCCGAUAACCUUACUAAGGUUAAUCUGGACGACAGCGCGAAAACCGUAAGAUUGAGCAUAGCGCAAGCGGAUGUGGCGCUAACGGUGCAGACGAGCACGCGCGCCCCUCCCGCGCCGCCGCCCGCGCGCCGGCAGCGCCUCGAAUGCCGCCGCCGACGCCCAAGAGCUGGCUCUUGCUCCUCUUCCGAUCUCUCGGACGACGACUCGGAGAAGAAAAAACGGGCCCCCGAGCAUGUUGAGCCGCCCGUAGAGAGACCGAGGCGGGACUCGCACGACGACUCCAGCGACAGUCAGGAGAGGGGGGCGGGCGCUCGCGGGAGCAGGCCCGCGUCGCGGCCGCCGGCUAAUGCUGCGCCUACUGGUGGUGGCGGCACAACGGACUCCGGCGGGACGGGCGGCGGCGGCGGCGCGGGCGGCGGGGCGGGGGACGCGCGGGGCGCGGGCGGCGGGGCGGGCUCGGGCGGCCGCCGGCGCCGCGCUGCGCGCAACGAGAGCCGCCUCAGAGAGUCGCGGAGCCUUAACCGGAUCGCUGAGGUGGAAGAAGCGACAGCGGCACGAUGGGGUGGAGCCGGUUUCGUAGCGUUGUGCGGGCGGCCCUUCCUGCGGCUGCUGGCGGCUGCGCGCCCCGCGCCCUCCGCGCGCCGCCUGCAUGGCCUCUGCUAAUGACCCAGACUUCACUACACAAACCAUAAACCACAGACUAACUCUCCUCUAUCCUCUAUUGACCCGUGCGCCAAACGCCCGCUGCACUUCCACAGAUUAAACCAAGCCUUUCACGAUUUCAGCACAGUUGAAAACUAUUCUAUGUUGUAUUGCCUGCACGCGUAAUAUAUGUGGUUUAGUAAUCUUGUAUUCUGAUAAGAAUAGUAUUGUUCAAGUGCACCUAAGGUAAGCAACGUAGAUGUCGUGAAGUAACAACUCUCAGUAGUGACAAGUGAUGAUAGUACAUUUAAAACCUAAUUGGCUAAUAUCACUUCGCUGUUUGUAACUAAUGCCUUGUUUAUUUCUCCAAUAGCGGUAGUGGAGAGUUGUAUGCAACGCAAUAUUUCAGAAAAAUUCUAGUUGGAUUUUCAUUGUGAGAGAGAUUGGUACAUGAAAACCGCUCACAAAAAUAAGGUUUAUAUUGCUAUGAACAAAUUUCUUUACGAUAUGUUUUAAAUUUUACAAAUUUUUGUCCAUUACACGUAAAGGACGUAAAGGACGAAAGUAAUAAUCUGGACGCCGUCAUCCGACCGUCGUGAUCAUAUUGAAACGUUUUGUCACAUGCGUUCCGGAUUUUUUGUUAUACAUAAUUGCGAAAUGUAUAUUAUAUAGAAAGUAAUUAAACAAAGGCAUAAAUAAAUAUAUACGUAAAUACAGAAGUCCUUUGUAAUUUUCUAUAUUUUCUAGUGGAUGAAAUAUAAAAAUGUAAGGAGUCAUAAAAAGUAUCAAAAACAAGGAAAUUUUAAUAUUAUGCAUAUAUUUAUAAGAAAAACAAAAAGUAGACCGUAUUUCAAAUAUGACGUUAUUGAAGUAGAAGAUAUUAUUAAUAUUCGAAUAUAUUGGUGUUUCGCGAUGCCCCAUCGACGAUGCAAUAAAGCUUCGUGCGCAAUAAAAUUAUACUAAUUAGCGAGUGUGUGCAUGGCUGCCAUACAAAUACAAAUUGGUUGUCGUGUGAUAUAGCAAUCCUAAACAUAAUGUUCCUACGAUUGAGUCUCUGCUUCGGUUUAUUUAUUUUCAACCUUGCAGUCAAUUGCAAGCGAUGUCGGUUGCUAUACUCCCGUCGUGCUAUAAAAGAGCUGAGACGAUAGGAAGAUUUCAACAAAAAUACCUUUUCUAAUAUCGAAUUUCUAUACAUUAUUUUAUACAAAUUACAAAGAGUUUUAGAAACAUUUAAAUAAGGCGUCGCUUACGAAUUUUGUAUUAAAUUUGGAGAUGAUUUUCAUUUUAUAGGCGGCAUUUGCAUUUCGUCUUACAUCCAUGUAUUAGACACGAUACAUCGAUGACUCAACACUAUGAAUGAAAAAUAGAUUAGUUCAACAGGGUUUAUUAAAGAUUUGGUAUUUAAUGUGAAAUAAACGCUGUAGCUAUUCCAGUAAUAUUUGUCAUAUUUAAUUACAUUUACUCAGCACCUUGAAACACACCUUUUACCAUAGUGUUACUUAUACAAUGUGUUAUAGAUUUGCAUACAUUAGGAAAAGUAAUCAUUAUAAUUAUUAGAAUUAACGUUUUUCAUUAAGCUUAUCUGAUUGUAUUUUGCCAUAAUUGCAUUUUUGAGUACCUAUAAAUAGAAAUAAACAAGCACAUUUUUUUCUCAAAUAACAUUUAACUGUAAAGCAUUUUCUGGUUCAUUAAAGAUACUGUACUGCACUUUAUUUAUUUCAGUAAUUGUUGUUGUGGUUUUUUGGUGCUAAUAAUAUUUUUUGUACAAAAUGUUUGAUGAAAUUUUUCAUAUUUUGUUUAUUAAUUUCAAAAGCACUAGCAACGUAUUCAAAAAAUUCGUGUGUUUGACUUGGAUGUAUAUAAAAUCAUAGAAUCAUAAUAUAUAGAGGAAUUAUUUCAGUAAUUAUGACAGCAAAACGAGCAUAUUUAAAUAACUCCUCUGUGCAUCUCCGAUCUUUUACUUCCAACGUUGCCUGUUGAAGUUAUAGAUGCAUUGCUGGGGGUAAUUUGCCCAAUAACAUAGAGUUAAGUCGUAGACCUUUGUCCGCAUUUGUUAUCGCAAAUAUUUUCUCAUGAUACAAUAAUCACUGUAGAUAUGUUUUUCUUAUUUGUUACACUUAGGUAAUCACGUAGUGUAACAGCCAAAAGUUUAUUAGUAGUCUGCGUAAACACAGACACGUAUUUGUUAAAAAUUUCAUUUAAUAUUAAUUGUAAUUAAAUAUUGUUGAUCAAGUUAAAUGUUGUGUAUUAAGAUAUUUAUGUACAUAUAUUUUUUAAUUGUUGUAAAUAAAUAGUCUAUUUUAAAUUUUAUAUUAAUUAAUACUUAAGUUGACACUGAAAUUUUAAGUUUAUUUCGCGCAUGAGUUGUUUAUUUAACGUUGUGAAAAAUUUAUUUGGUUCGAUGCUCUUCCUUCCCCAACAGUACUCACAAGACCAAAGAAUACUAAAUAUAAUAAUAGUUUGUAAAAUGUUAUAUCUUGUGCCAAUGCAAUUUUUGUAGCUUUUUGUACAAAAUCUGCUAUUUCAUACGUAUAUUUUAAAGUACACAUAAUUGCUACCGUUAUAUUAUCUUGGAAUAUUUGUAACGUGUUUCAAGUUUAACACUUAUUAAAUGUAAAGUUUCGUUCUUGCAUCAUUUCUGAUUAUAUUUCAUAAAAAUGAGAGUUAUUCUAUGAUUGAUUAUAUUGUGGUCGUUUAUAUUAAUAGAAUUUAGAAUAGUUGACCUUAUAUUCAACUUAGAAUAUUUGAUUUUUUAUUUAACUUCUGAGUGUUAACAUGGAAACUAAUUUGAAGAUAAAUUAUUACACUGGUUGAUUUCAUGUUAGACUUAGGUUUAAAUCUGAACUUCAAAAGUUGUUCCUUAUACUUUAAACCACAUCCAACGACACAAUUAAAUGUUUUACAUGUGAUCACCGCCGUUGACCGCCUCCUUGGUACAGUGGUUAACGCGUGAGCGUAGAACUGAGGGGUCCUGGGUUCAAUUCCCGGUGGGGACACACAAAAAAAAAUGU
This is a messenger RNA of Zerene cesonia (dogface butterfly), 5189 nucleotides long. RefSeq names its product SNF-related serine/threonine-protein kinase-like (gene Snrk). Bases 223 to 2199 code for a protein of 658 amino acids. The transcript has 10 exons. Gene Ontology annotation, biological process: microtubule cytoskeleton organization; intracellular signal transduction; protein phosphorylation. Gene Ontology annotation, molecular function: ATP binding; protein serine/threonine kinase activity; tau-protein kinase activity. Lineage: Eukaryota; Metazoa; Arthropoda; Insecta; Lepidoptera; Pieridae. Gene Ontology annotation, cellular component: cytoplasm. The record is from RefSeq and is a predicted model, not a curated record.